This is a messenger RNA of Aspergillus neoniger CBS 115656, 7284 nucleotides long. RefSeq names its product type I polyketide synthase. Bases 1 to 7284 code for a protein of 2427 amino acids. Gene Ontology annotation, molecular function: oxidoreductase activity; fatty acid synthase activity; phosphopantetheine binding. Lineage: Eukaryota; Fungi; Ascomycota; Eurotiomycetes; Eurotiales; Aspergillaceae. Gene Ontology annotation, biological process: fatty acid biosynthetic process; secondary metabolite biosynthetic process. The record is from RefSeq and is a predicted model, not a curated record. The transcript is spliced from 17 exons.
AUGGGGAUCACGGUUGAUGAACAGAACCAUGCUUCACGCUCGCACGAGCCUAUCGCCAUCGUGGGCAUGGCCAUGCGGCUGCCUGGCAGAGUAAACGACAGCGAAUCCUUUUGGCGGAUGCUAAUCGAGAAGCGAAGUGGGCUCUGUGACGUGCCGAAGGACCGAUAUCACCUUGACGCCUUCCACGAUCCGCAUGGCAAGCGGGGAACGGUGAGCAUGCGGCAGGGCUACUUUCUCGACGACGUUGAUGUCCGCCAAUUUGAUAGCAAUGUGUUUUCCAGCCCCAAGAAAGAGCUAGAACGGCUGGAUCCGCAGCAGCGCCAGCUCCUCGAAGUCUCGUAUGAGUGCCUGGAGAAUGCGGGAUGCACCCUGUGGCGGGGUCGAAAGAUCGGCUGCUACGUCGGCGUGUUUGGCCAGGACUGGUUGGACUUGAAUGCAAAGGAGACACAGCAUAUGGGUGCCUAUCGCGUUACGGGCUAUGAUGACUUUGUGCUGGGGAAUCGUAUUUCGUACGAGUUUGAUCUCCGCGGCCCUAGCAUGACCAUAAAGACUGGAUGCUCAUCAUCAUUGGUAUGCCUCCACCUCGCCUGUAAGUCGCUGCGCGACGGUGACUGUGAGGGUGCAUUGGUUGGUGGAACAAGCUUGAUCUUUUCGCCUACCAUGAGCCUGGCACUUAGUGAUCAAGGUGUGCUAUCGCCCACUGGAACGUGCAAGACCUUUGAUGCAUCUGCCGAUGGUUACGGGCGUGGUGAAGCAAUCAACGCUAUCUACAUCAAGACCUUACGACAGGCCAUUCAGGACGGAGAUCCCAUCAGGGCAGUCAUCCGAGGUACGAGCGUUAACUGUGACGGUCAGACGCAGGGAAUGCUCACCCCGAGCCCAACCGCGCAAGAGGCACUGAUGCGCCGUGCGUACGAGAUGGCCGGUAUUACUGACCUCGGCCAGACGGCCAUGAUCGAAUGCCACGGUACCGGCACCUCCGUGGGGGAUCCUCUCGAGACCACGGCCGUGGCGAAGUGCUUUGGCGAGACUGGUAUAAUCAUUACCUCGGUCAAACCCAAUGUCGGCCACUCCGAGGGGGCGGCCGGCUUGACGAGUCUCAUAAAAGGAGUUUUGGCACUGGAACACCGUCAAGUGCCGCCUAACAUACACUUUUCCGAACCGAAUCCCGACAUCCCUUUUAAGGCCGGCAAGCUGCACGUCCCUGUGGAGGUUGAGCCAUGGCCUGCGGACCGUGCCGAGCGAGUCAGCGUCAAUUCCUUCGGCAUUGGCGGUGUCAAUGCCCAUAUGUCACGCCCGGACCCUGUUCUUGGGGGAGCGAACGCCCAUUUGCUACUCUUCUCCGCCCACAGCGCAGUCUCCCUGCAGACUUCCAUCGCUGCACAUCAAGCGUACGUUGAGCAAGGUCAUGCCCCCUUGCAGGAUGUGGCAUACACGCUCGCCAAUCGCCGGUCCCAUCACACCUAUCGCGCUUAUGCGGUUACAGACGACCAAAAGUCCUGGAAAGUGUCGACAGCAGAAGCUGCCACUUUGCCUCCACGCAUUGUGUGGGUAUUCACGGGACAGGGAGCACAAUGGCCGCAGAUGGGGGCAGAGCUUCUGGAAGUAAAUGCCACCUUUCGGGACACAGUUCAGAAAUUGGACCGUUUUCUACGCACACUGCCCAGUCCACCGCCAUGGACGAUCGAAGCGGAGCUACGCAAGCCAGACACGAUCAGUCGAAUCUACGAAGCCGUCAUGGGUUACCCCUUGUCCAUUGCCCUCCAGAUAGGGCUUAUUGAUGUGUUGCGGUCCUGGGGCAUCGUCCCCACGGCUGUGCUGGGUCACUCAUCCGGGGAGAUGGCUGCUGCAUAUGCCUCCGGCGCCAUCACUGCCGAGGAGGCGAUGGCUGCCGCCACCUUCCGAGGUGCGAGCCAUGAGACCUCCUCCCGCAAAGGAGCCAUGGCGGCCAUUGGUCUGGGUCCCAAAGAAGUGCGGCCCCUACUCCAACAAGGGGUCGUGAUUGCUUGCGAAAACAGUCAUCAGAGCGUGACGAUUUCAGGAGACACCGAACGGGUCGAGGAGGUGGUGCGUCGUAUCCAAGAGGAGCAACCGGGGACUUUCGCUCGUUUCCUACGCGUGGAGAAGGCUUUCCAUUCUCACCAUAUGCAGGAGUAUGGACCUCACUACGAACGGCAUCUCCAACCAUUUCUUCAAAGCAGGUGCCCCGAGGUCCCCUUUUACUCGACGGUCACGGGGGACAGGUUAACGGGAGAUGGCUUGGGCGCCACAUACUGGCGUCAGAACAUGGAGAGUCCGGUGCUUUUUAACGCCUGCCUGCGAUCCGUCCUACGGGACUAUCCCGACAAGCUUACCUUUAUCGAAAUCGGACCGCACCCUGCGCUUAAAGGGCCUAUCCGACAGAUACUUCACGACGUCCAACGACCAGACGUCGGGCACGUGGGAACCCUCCAACGAUCACAACAAUGCCAGGGAAGCCUCCUACAGUGUGCGGGCACGCUUUUUCAGCAGAAUGUUUCUCUUGACCUCGCAAAGGUCUGCCCCCGGGGUCAGUGUGUCACGGACCUACCCCGUUAUGCCUGGCAGAAAGAUGUGUCCCACUGGGCCGAGCCACGCUUAGCCCGCGACUGGCGCUUUCGAGCAUAUCCGCCGCACGAACUUCUGGGAAGCCGGGUAAUUGAAAUGGGCCAUGAGCCGUCGUGGAGGAAUGUACUAGCCUUGGAACACCUUCCUUGGCUGGAAGGCCAUCGCGUCAGUGAUCACACCGUUUUUCCUGCCGCAGGUUAUGUUUCUAUGAUCGGGGAGGCUCUGCUUCAGUUGGAAGGAGAACCCGUCUACUCGCUUAGAAACAUCAGCAUCUGUACAGCAUUGACGUUGCAAACGGAAAGGUCGACGGAGGUCCUGACAAGUCUCCAUCCACUAUCACUGGACUCAUCGGAGGCGUCUCCAUGGUAUUCAUUCAGCAUUAGCUCCUUUGACGGAACCCGCUGGGUGCGAAACUGCUACGGUGAGGCUAGAGCGUCCGUAGAUAAAUCUGUAGCUAGGAACGUCGACGAGUCAGCGGUACCAUUGCCGCGUCCAGUUGAUCAAAGAACUUGGUACAAUGUCCUGCGGCAGGUGGGCUUGGAUUACACGGGGGCAUUCCGUGGUCUGCGAUCCAUCUCAGCUGCGACAGUGGAUAACAGAGCCACUGCGACCGUCCCGUGGCAGAACAUCCACGGAACUGCACAUUAUGCGGUCCAUCCCGGAAUGAUCGACCAGUGCUUCCAGUUAUUCACCGUGUCUGUCUGUCGCGGUCAGGCACGGAAAUGCCGUCAUCCCGCCGUCCCAACUUUCAUCGAAGAAAUGGUCGUUAUUCCCACCAAGGGUAGUGUAGAGGUAGAUUCCCAUAUCCCUACUUCUGAGGGAGGAUCAUAUGUUGGCGAACUUGUUGCCCAUUCAGCAGGCGAGCUUGUCCUGUCUGUGAAAGGGUUCAAGGCUUCUGCCCUCACUGCAGCGAGUGCUGUCUCGGAAGAUGUACCGCUAAUAACCCAGUUGGAGUGGAAACGAGACGCUGACUUCGCUGAUUUGUCGCAAUUGAUGUACCCCCGUAGGCACUGUCCUUCUGAAUGGGCCCUACUGGAGGAACUUUUACAACUCGACGAGCAGACCCCUGAGCAUCUCCGGGUGAGAGGGUCGAAUAUUUUGGUUCCUGCAGAUCUCGAUCUCGAAAGCAUGAGCCGUGCCAAUCGUCUGGCUCGCGUGGAUGCCCUAGUGACCCAAGUCAAGGCCUCGCCAUAUGCAGUCUUCGCCACCGCGGUACAUCGCCUUUUCAUGGCCGCUCCAACUAUCUUCACCGGUGAAACCCAUCCGCUACAGGUCCUCCGGCAAGACCAAAUUUUUGAGGAGUUUUGUGCUAUCACGGACUCUCUAGAAUACACAGAUGCGGUGGCGCUCUUAGGUCAUAGCAACCCCGUCAUGCGUGUCCUGGAGGUCGGCGCUGGGACAGGCGGAACUACCCGGAAGAUCCUCCAGGCGCUUACCUCGUCCAAUGGCGAGCGCUUGUACAGCAGCUAUACCUAUAGCGAUGUUUCACCAGGAUUCUUGACGACAGCACAGGAGCAGUUUGCCGACCGCGAAGGCAUGCUAUAUGCUGUAUUUGAUAUCACGCAAGACCCUGCAACUCAGGGCCUCGAGCUGGGGCAGUACGAUUUAAUCGUUGCUAGUAAUGUCGUGCAUGCCACGCCGUGUUUGCAGACCUCUCUUCGACACCUCCGCAGUUUGCUGAGCCCCAGAGGUCGUCUCUUCUUGCAUGAGCUCUGUCCUGAGGCCAAAUUUUAUGAUUAUGUUAUGGGAUAUUUACCUGGGUGGUGGCUUGGACGGGCGGGCAAUCGCCUCGAACAGCCAUAUGUUUCACCGGACCGAUGGACUCAGGAACUAAAGGCCGCAGGCUUUGACGAGCCCGAUGCCGUCGUGCUUGAUGGAGUUGUCCCAUAUCAUAGCAACGCAGGCAUGAUCGUUUCAACGGCCCGUCCGCAAACAAUUCCCUCUAGGGUGACUCUGUUGUGUUACACCCCAACAAAAACAUACGUGGAAGGUCUUAUUCAGCUCCUACAUGACCUGAAAAUCUGCGUGGACAUCUGCACCCUAGGCGAGCCUCUGGCCCCCACGCAGGAUGUAAUAUCUGUGCUAGACCUGCAACAGCCUACAAUCCACGGCAUGUCAGAGACAACGUUCAAGGUAAUACUGGGAUAUUUACAAACACUCAAGGAGAAGAUGUUGUGGGUCACCCGUGCGUCACAGGUGAAAUGCAAAGAUCCCAGAGCUUCCAUGAUACUGGGACUAGCGCGCAUCGCCCGCAAUGAGUUGUCGGCUAGGCUGAUGACGGUGGAGGUGGACAACGUGACUCCGAACUCAACUGCGGCGCAUUCAACGAUCAGAAUCUUUCUCCGUGGUCCUCUUUCCGACCUUGCGCCUGACUCCAUGAGUCCGGAUUGGGAAUAUGCUAUUGUUGACGGGGAGGUUUUGGUGCCCCGUGCACAUUGGACUAAUAUCCCCGAGGCCUUUUCGCAUCUCCGCACCUCAGCCCCCUCGACGCGGAAACAGCUCGCCAUUGAGACGCCGGGCUUGCUUCAUACUCUAGGGUGGACGGAGAAUGAGAUUGACAGCUUGGCAGGCGACGAGGUCCUCGUUGAGACCAGAGCAGUGGGCUUGAACUUUCGUGAUGUGCUGAUCGGUCUUGGGGUGCUUGACAACAGCGCUAGAGAGGUGGGACUUGAAGGUGCUGGCAUUAUACGAGCCGUCGGUGCCCAGGUCAAAACUCUCUCUGUCGGUGACCAUGUAAUGUAUAUGUCCAGUGGGUGCUUCGCUACCCAUGUAACUUUACCAGAGGCUAUCUGCGUCCGAAUGGAUGGGACUAUGUCCUUUGAGAUGGCUGCAUCGCUGCCGUGUGUAUUCACUACAGCUGCCAUGGCUUUGGUGGAUAAGGCAAGAUUAGGGACGGGUCAGUCCGUUCUGAUCCAUUCUGCGUGCGGUGGAGUCGGCUUGGCUGCGAUUCAAAUCGCCCAGAUGAUAGGAGCACAGAUAUACUGCACCGUGGGGAGUGAGGAAAAGGCACAGUAUCUGAUCGACCAUUAUCACAUUCCGCGCGAGAAAAUCUUUUAUUCCCGAGAUGCAUCCUUCCAGCGGGACAUCAUGACGGCCACCAGAAAUCGGGGUGUCGAUGUGGUGCUCAAUUCCUUGUCCGGGGAGCUAUUGCUGGCCUCAUGGAAAUGUGUUGCCGAGUUUGGGACUAUGGUCGAGAUCGGCAAACGAGACUUCCGCCGCCGUGCGAAGCUUUCCAUGGAGGCCUUCGAGGCCAAUCGAACAUUUGUUGGGCUUGACCUCUGGCAGCUAUCUCAACAAAGGCCCAGGCAAGCCGCCGAGCUCCUAGAGCGUUGUGCGGACUGGAUACGGUCUGGGGCCAUCUCCUUAGAUGCCCCGGCCAACAUCUUCCCGGCCAACCGAAUCCAAGAUGCCUUCAGAUUCAUGCAGGCGGGUCGACACAUUGGGAAAAUUAUUAUUACUAUGCCUGAUGACCCUAUUGAUCUUGGAUCAGUGCCUGGGAAACCCUCCAUCACUCUGCGGCCCGACCGCAGCUACCUUCUUGUGGGUGGGCUAGGGGGGCUGAGCCGCGCGGUAGCUUCCUGGAUGGUUGAGCUCGGAGCCCGACAUCUCAUCUUCCUCUCCCGCUCUGCUGGCCAGCUCCCUGAGACUGUCCAAUUUGCAGCUGAGCUUCGCUCCCAGGGAUGUGAGGUCCACUUGGUUACAGGCACCGUAUCUGAGACAAAUGAUGUCUAUAAUGCAGUUAAUGCAGCGGGUAUGCCAGUGGCUGGCGUCAUAAACAUGUCGAUGAUCUUAAAGGAUGUAUCACUGGCGGACAUGAACUUCUCCGACUGGACUAGCGUGGUAGAACCCAAGGUUCAGGGGACCUGGAACUUGCAUCAUGCCACCUCUGCUGACCUGGACUUCUUCAUUCUAUUCUCUUCGUAUAGUGGGAUUGCUGGUCAAUGGGGACAGGCAAACUAUGCGGCCGCCAACACCUUUCUAGAUGCUUUUGUGCAAUAUCGACAUGGAAAGGGCCUGCCGGCAUCCGUGAUAGAUGUCGGCGUUAUGGGUGAGGUGGGUUUUGUAUCACAGAAUGAGGCUCUAUUCGACCGCUUCGCGAAGAGUGGUAUGCAUAUCUUGAAGGAGCAGGAUCUUCUGGAUGCAAUGGUUCUCGCCAUCGCACGAUCAGCUCCUGAACCCACCGGAGCCCAGGCUGGGGCGUACUGCAAUGCCAGUCAGAUUCUACUCGGUGUACACACUACCGUUCCCAUAUUGACCCGCUUCAGCCGAGUAGCCUGGAAGAACGACAUUCGGAUGAGCAUCUAUCAUAAUAUCCAUGGGGGCAGCGAGGUAUCCCCGGCUGGAACCUCAGACCAAAACAGCCUCCGGGGAUUCCUUGCUGCAUGUGGCUCUCGACCCGAGAUCCUGGAAGAGCAAGAAGCCGCAACAAGAAUUGCGCAGGCAUUGGGCUUGGCGCUAGCAAACUUUCUCCUGCGCGAUGCUCAGGCCAUCAGUACCCACGACUCCCUUCCGACGCUAGGGGUCGACUCUCUUGUGGCCAUGGAGGUCCGAAACUGGAUUCGGCAGCAGCUCGAUGUGGAUGUCAGUGUCUUCGUGCUCCUGCAAAGCCUGUCGCUACUGCAUGUAGCUGAUCACCUUCGCCUGGCUCUUGUUGCUCGCCUGGCGGCCAACGGGCCUACCGCUGUCGAGGCAUCGUAG